Guillardia theta CCMP2712 is the source of this 2661-nucleotide messenger RNA. RefSeq lists its product as hypothetical. Gene Ontology annotation, cellular component: endoplasmic reticulum membrane. Bases 1 to 2661 code for a protein of 886 amino acids. NCBI's taxonomy places the organism in Eukaryota, Cryptophyceae, Pyrenomonadales, Geminigeraceae. The record is from RefSeq and is a predicted model, not a curated record. The transcript has 35 exons. Gene Ontology annotation, biological process: protein O-linked glycosylation via mannose. Gene Ontology annotation, molecular function: mannosyltransferase activity; protein binding.
AUGAACAAGGGAUAUGCAUCAAGGAGAUUUACAAUCUCCAUCAUAAUAUUGUUGCCCCCUGUGUCUGCUGAACCUGCCAAGAAAAUCUCUGCCGACAAUCAUAUGAACCCUCAAUCGAGAUCGGCCCAAGGAUCACUGUCAAGGAAUGAGAGCAUAUCCUCCCCCGUGGUUCCUCCAUCCUCCAUCCCCUUGCAGCAGGAUCACAAGGUCAACCAUCCUGCCAACACCAUCGAUGAUGCAUGCGAGCAUCGCGCUAACCCGAGCGUCAAAGUCAGCAGCAUUUCUAAGACGGCCAACACACCUCAAACCUCCGCUGCCACUGCAGCUCCCAGGAAUGAGACUGUGCGGCAAAAGAGCAAAGGGAAUGCGACCGCAGUGCAACUGCAAUCUUCAGGAACUUCGCAUGAUAAACGUGACACGUCAGCAAUGGAUGCUGGAAAUUCUUCGGGGGACUUCAGACUGCAGGAGGAGGCUCGACCGUUGCUCGAAAGUUUGAACGCGGGCAGCCACGACCUGAAGUUGCCUGCGAACAAAAGUCGAUAUCAGUUCCCGGUUGAAGCGUUGAUCGACGGGGCCAAGCAGGGGGAGGCGAAGCAGGAUGACGUUACGAAGGAGAUCGAGGAGAUCGAAAGCUCCUUGAAGGCUGAGCUAGCGGCGAAUCCGAGCAACAUCACCAACAUCAUGGAGUUCUUCCACUUCAUGAGACUGGUGCUGGAGGACGAGGAGGCAGUCUCCAAGACCAACGCCUCUUUCAGCUCUGCGCUUGCGGUCGCUCCCAAUGAUCCUCUGGUCGCGCUGGUCUACGGAAACUUUCUCUUCGAGGUUCUCCAUGAUGCCGUGGCGGCGGAGGAGAUGUACAAGCGAGCUCUGCUCGUCGACCCCAACCAUGUUCUUGUCCUGGGAAACCUUGCAGCCCUUCAUCACACGGUCAAUGACAACUUGGAUCGUGCGGAGGAACUGUAUCAACGUGCAGUAGGAUGGGCACCGUCCGCCCCUGGAUAUUUCACCGUGGAAUAUCACGACCUGAGAAAUUCCACUGGGCUCCUUCCAUCUCGGCUGGAGUACGCAGCUGUCUUGUACAACUUCGGCGCUCUCUUGCAUGACGGGAGGAGGGACCUGCAACUUGCCAAAGCCAUGUACAACCUGGCGCUGCAGUAUGACCCUCACAAGUCGGAGCUGCUGAACAACAUGGGAAGCGUUCUGGCCCAGCUGAAAGAGUAUGAGGCUGCUGAGAGCAUGUAUCGUCGUGCCAUGACGUCCCGCAACGCGGAAGAGAACAUGGUGACAACAUGCCACAACUUUGGGAUCCUCCAGGCUGAGCGAGGUCGGAUCGACAAGGCUGCAGAGCUUCUCAACAAGGCUCUCCAGCUCGACCCCUUCCACAUCCCCACCUGCCUGACUUACGGGCGCCUCCUGCUCGAGACAAAGAUGGAUACGGAUGGGAGAUCAUGCCCCUUCAGGGCCGAGCGGAUGUACAAGAGAGCGUUGAGGAGGAAUCCAGGGCAGAUUCACGCGCUCGUUGGGUUUGCCCAGGUGUGCGAGGUGAAGGGAGACGUGGAGAUGGCAGAGGAGUUCUAUGCGAGGGCUACUGACUUCCACGAGGACAACAUGGACGCGCUGAUUCACAAGGGGCUCUUCCACGAGCUGAGCAGAAAGGAGAUCCGGCAAGCCGAUGUGCUCUACAGCAGAGCUCAGGAGCUUGAUUCAGUCAGAGCAAGAGAGAGGUACGACCUGCUCCUCCCUCGCCAUCAGAAGAUCGUCUCGCUCGCCCUCAAGUACCGCUCAAUGAAAAGUCGGGAAGAAGGACUUUCCAAGCACCAGAGCGUCGGGAGCUUCCUCGGCCGCUUCCUCCACUACCGUCCUCCUCUCCUCUCCGCAUGCUUCGGCUUGGCUGCUCCAGAGUCCCGAGACUCCGAACGUGCAAGGUCCAGCUCAGGGGACAGCAGGAAGCAGCCGAAUCAAGAGGAAGCGACGACUCUCGGGUCCGUCAUGGCAGCGGCAGAGCGUCUCUUGGCGCGCGUCAAAGCCUUCCUGGGAACCCCCCAGGACUUCGUCAGCUCGACCCUCGAGCACGAGGAGGAGAAGGACGCGGGCGCUGCCUCAAGUGACAGACCAUCGGCUGCCACCGACGUCUCGCCCAAGUUGCGGUCCUCGGAGGCGACGGUGGAGGAGCUGCGGGACGGGAGAGGUCAGGGAGGCAAGGAGGGUCCGGCGGAGAUUUCAGCCCAAAGUCGAUGCGAGUCAAGCCUGGACGUGCUGUACAACACUGACUUCGACGAGAGGGUCGCGCGGGCGAGGUCGUGGGAUGAGAUACGGGAAGUCACUAAGGAAUACUUGCGAGGCACGAAAGCCAGCGAUAUCAAAGGAGCCUUCCGAGGAGACCCGAACAUGGAGGAGGAGCUGGAAGAGCCUGACCUCCUUGCCGACGACCACGGGCAGCUGGAGGAGAACGAGCACGUGGAAGCUGUGGCUGAGCAGCAGAAGAAGUCCCGGACGGCCGAUGAGGAAGGAGGAAAGAGGCAGGAAACAAGUGGAGUGGAAGGGAAGACGACGGAGGAGCAGGAGGAGAAAGCCAAACCGGACGCGAACGCGGAGGACGCGAAGAGGAUGGAAAAAGAAGGAACUCAAGCUGAUAUUCGAAACUUCACCACCAACGUUUGA